CCAGCAGCUGUCCUCAACUCCUCACCUCCUCUCACCCUGCCUCCGUGCCUGCUGCGGGACAACAGCCUUUGAUACAGAGUACCGUUAGACUUCAGCGGGCUGCUGGAGGACGGGCUCUGCGGACACACGGUCCGGUGUCAGCCACGCAGUGAGAUGCCAAGAAAGGCGCCGCUUCACCGACACGGCUCGUCGCGGCUUUUGCACUGAUUUUUUUUCUUCUGAGAAGCAUCUCUGCGGUUCUCCGUGCUGCUCACCAUCAACGUUACCCGACUGGCCAGGUGUGAAAAGUCACUGUCAUGACUGGAGCUGAGAAUGAGGAUGAUAUUCCGUUAGGCGAAAGGAAGACGGUCACAGAUUUCUGCUAUCUCCUGGACAAGUCUAAACAACUCUUCAAUGGGCUGAGAGACCUUCCUCAGUAUGGACACAAACAGUGGCAGUCCUACUUUGGACGGACGUUUGACGUUUACACAAAACUGUGGAAAUUCCAGCAGCAGCACAGGCAGGUUCUGGACAGUCGGUACGGCUUGAAAAGAUGGCAGAUCGGGGAAGUUGCAUCCAAAAUUGGACAGCUUUACUACCACUACUACCUUCGUACCUCAGAAACAAGUUACCUGAAUGAGGCCUUUUCAUUCUACUCAGCCAUCCGUCAGCGGUCCUACUACUUUCAGGUCAACAAAGAGGACAGGCCAGAAUUAGUAGUGAAGAAGCUUCGAUAUUAUGCGCGCUACAUAGUCGUCUGUUUACUGCUCAACAAGAUGGACCUAGUCAAAGUUUUGGUGAAGGAAUUAUCUGAGGAAAUUGAAGAUUACACCCAGCGAUUCAACACAGAGGACCAAUUGGAAUGGAACCUGGUUCUACAGGAAGUGGCAGCUUUUGUAGAGGCAGAUCCUGUGGUAGUACUGAAUGACAACAACUCUGUCGUCGUCACCAGCAAUCGACUGCAGGAGGGGAGCGUUCCUCCCCUGGAACAAGGCAUGGUGGUUGGGCAGCUCGUCCUUGCAGAUGCACUAAUCAUCGGCAACUGUAACAACCAGGUGAAGUUCAGCGAGUUAACCAUUGACAUGUUCCGCAUGCUUCAAGCUUUGGAGAGGGAACCAGUCAACCUGGCCACACAGACCUCCAAACAAGGAACGCUGGAGCCCAAUGAGAAACCAGCCAAAAGAGAAAACCCUCACAAGUAUCUGCUGUACAAACCAACAUUCAGCCAGCUUUUUACUUUCCUGUCAGCCUCUUUUAAGGAAUUGCCUGCAAACAGCGUUCUGCUCGUCUACCUGUCAGCUACUGGAGUCUUCCCUGCUGGACAUUCAGAUUAUGAAGGGCCGUACGAUUUUGGAGGAGUUCUCACAAAUACAAAUCGAGACGUGGUGAACGGAGAGACGGUGCAGAAGAGGAACCAGGCCCAGAAAGAAAUGCACUGCCUUCAUCCAGGAGAUUUGUUCCCUUUCACCCGGAAGCCUCUUUUUGUCAUUGUGGAUUCAUCAAACAGCACAGCCUACAAGAAUUUCACUAAUCUGUUUGGUCAGCCUCUGGUGUGCCUACUAUCACCUACAGUAUAUCCCAAGAGUGUACAAGAUCAGUCUCAGCGUGGGAGUCUCUUCACUCUGUUCCUCUACAGUCCACUCUUAGCGUUCUCCUCUGUGUGCGGUUUAAGCAACGUGCGGCGAGGAUUGUGGGAGAGAGCUCAAGAAUUCCUUCGCAAAGUGUACCGUGACAUCGGCCAGAUGAUAACUCGAUCACGGACCAUAGAUCAAGCCUUUUUGCAAUUCUUUGGUGACGAGUUCCUCCGGCUGCUGCUGAUCCGUUUUGUUUUCUGCUCAGCUGCACUCAGACUGCAUAAACUCUUCCGGGAGGCGCGGAGCUUCCCGGAGUCGUACCCCGAGCUCCCCAAACAGGACACAGUGGAGAGCAGUGUUCUACAGAAGCAUAUAUUAGAGCUGGCCACCAUGCUGGAUGUGCAGAGUCUAUUUUGGGAUGAUUCACUGGAAGCCUACUAACAUCUCCGCACAGGGCAAAAAUGGCAAAAUGUUGUACAUACAGACGCAUAGACUCAACUGCCUCAGCCCUGGCAGUUACAUUUCUUUUUUUUUUUUUCUUCUUUUUUUUUUUUUUACAGGUGAACCGAUUCGCACAUCACAAAAACUCCCACCUGCAUUUAACUGUUACCUGUGCAAAUGUAGUGCAACAUCCAAAAAUGUUCACAUAGAUAAGUCAGACAGAUGAAUAUAGUGUAAAUUCCCCCCCGAUUCUCAGCAGCUUGCAUCGUGAGUAUAAGCAUCACGUAAGUUACAUAACCGUAAACUGACCAAUAAGAGGCUAUGAAUAACUUUUUUCA
Messenger RNA from Scomber japonicus (chub mackerel), 2332 nucleotides. RefSeq names its product suppressor of cancer cell invasion (gene scai). The transcript is spliced from 17 exons. Lineage: Eukaryota; Metazoa; Chordata; Actinopteri; Scombriformes; Scombridae. The record is from RefSeq and is a predicted model, not a curated record. The coding region runs from base 297 to 1994 and encodes 565 amino acids. Gene Ontology annotation, molecular function: transcription corepressor activity. Gene Ontology annotation, biological process: DNA-templated transcription. Gene Ontology annotation, cellular component: nucleus.